AUGUUCAUAAACCGCUGAUUAUUCUCAACCAAUCAUAAAGAUAUUGGCACUUUAUAUUUACUAUUCGGUGCCUGAGCAGGGAUAGUAGGUACAGGUUUAAGCCUACUAAUCCGUGCUGAAUUAGGUCAACCUGGCACACUCAUCGGAGACGACCAAAUUUACAAUGUCUUAGUAACAGCCCAUGCCUUCGUAAUAAUUUUCUUUAUAGUAAUACCUAUUAUAAUUGGAGGUUUCGGAAACUGACUAGUUCCCCUAAUAAUUGGAGCACCUGAUAUAGCCUUUCCUCGCCUAAACAAUAUAAGCUUUUGACUACUUCCCCCCUCAUUCCUCCUACUAAUAGCAUCUUCAGUAAUUGAAGCAGGUACAGGCACAGGUUGAACUGUAUAUCCUCCUUUAGCUGGAAAUCUAGCACAUGCAGGAGCUUCAGUAGAUCUUACCAUUUUCUCCCUACAUCUAGCCGGUGCAUCCUCAAUCCUCGGAGCCAUUAACUUUAUCACAACCAUCAUUAACAUAAAACCUCCCGCCAUAACUCAGUAUCAAACACCCUUAUUCGUAUGAUCAGUCCUAGUCACAGCAGUACUUCUACUACUAUCAUUACCUGUCCUAGCAGCCGGAAUUACAAUACUAUUAACAGACCGAAAUCUAAAUACAACCUUUUUCGACCCCGCAGGGGGAGGCGACCCAAUUCUAUAUCAACAUCUUUUCUGAUUCUUCGGCCAUCCCGAAGUAUAUAUCUUAAUCUUACCUGGCUUCGGAAUAAUUUCACAUAUCGUAACCUAUUACUCAGGAAAAAAAGAACCUUUCGGAUACAUAGGAAUAGUUUGGGCUAUAAUCUCAAUCGGAUUCCUAGGCUUUAUCGUGUGAGCUCAUCAUAUAUUUACAGUCGGAAUAGACGUGGACACACGAGCAUAUUUUACAUCAGCUACUAUAAUUAUUGCUAUCCCUACCGGAGUAAAAGUAUUCAGCUGACUUGCAACACUUCACGGGGGAAAUAUCAAAUGAUCUCCUGCUCUAAUAUGAGCUCUUGGCUUUAUUUUCCUAUUUACAGUAGGAGGCCUAACGGGCAUUAUCCUAGCCAACUCCUCCCUAGACAUCGUUCUCCACGAUACCUACUAUGUAGUAGCCCAUUUUCACUACGUCCUCUCAAUAGGAGCUGUCUUUGCAAUCAUAGGAGGCUUCGUCCACUGAUUCCCAUUAUUCUCAGGCUACACACUGAAUCAAACAUGAGCAAAAAUUCACUUCCUAAUUAUAUUCGUAGGCGUAAACAUAACAUUUUUCCCACAGCACUUCUUAGGCCUAUCCGGAAUACCUCGACGAUAUUCCGAUUAUCCAGACGCUUACACAACAUGAAAUACUAUUUCAUCAAUAGGCUCAUUCAUCUCAUUAACAGCAGUCAUACUAAUGAUCUUCAUCAUCUGAGAGGCAUUCGCAGCUAAACGAGAGGUAUCAACAGUAACUUUCACUUACACAAACCUUGAGUGAUUAAAUGGUUGCCCUCCUCCAUAUCACACAUUCGAAGAACCAGUAUAUAUUAACCCAAAAACGUCAAGA
This is a messenger RNA of Lipotes vexillifer (Yangtze River dolphin), 1551 nucleotides long. Lineage: Eukaryota; Metazoa; Chordata; Mammalia; Artiodactyla; Lipotidae. The record is from the annotation of a RefSeq genome assembly.